UGGGAGGAGUAUCCUGCUCAGUGGCCCUGUAUCCUGGUAUCCAUCCCCAUACAGGGGUCCAUUUGCCCUCCUCCAGCCUGGCCCGUGUGAUGCUCUGGCAUGAAGCGACCCCUGAGCCCCUCGCACAGCCCCGAGAGCGGGGUGCAGGCGCUGGAGGCCGGGAGCUGCCCCCCGGGCCAGCCCGAGCAGCGCAUGAAGCGGGAGAAGAAGCACCAAUCGUUCACGCUGUGCGAGGUCUGCAACAUCCAGCUCAACUCGGCCGCGCAGGCGCAGAUCCACUACAACGGCAAAUCCCACCAGAAGCGCCUCAAGCAGCUCAACAAGGGCAAGAUGCCGGCAGCACAAGCCCCAGCAGUAUGGUGCCUCCAGGGAAAAAGCCAGCUGGGGAAACUUCCAAUUCCAAUAAAAAGUGUAAGCGCUAUUUCAAUGAGCACUGGAAGGAGGAAUUUACCUGGCUGGAGUUUGACUAUGAGCGGAAACUCAUGUUUUGCCUAGAGUGUCGGCAGGCGCUGGUGAAGAACAAGCACGGUAAAGCCGAGAACGCCUUUACCGUGGGCACGGACAACUUCCAGCGCCACGCGCUGCUGCGGCACGUCAUGUCGGGCGCGCACCGCCAGGCGCUGGCCGUCAACCGCGAGCAGUCGGCUUUCGAGGGCCGCGUGCCCCCGGAGCUGCGCCCGGUCCUCAAGGCGGAGGUGAACCCGGCGAAGGUGGCCGUGCUCGCCACCGUCUACUGGAUGGCGAAGGAGGACGUCCCGCGGGAGCAGUGCUCCUCCCUGCUCGACCUGCAGAAGUUCAACCUGUGCCAGGCGCUGCUGGCCUCUGAGCACAGCCAGUUCUACCACGCCGGCUGCGCCAGGGAGAUGCAGGCAGCGAUUGCCAAAGUCCUGCACACCGAGGACAGGCACCGGAUCAAAGCCUCGCCGUUCGUGGGGCUGGUGCUGGACGAGAGAGUGGACGUCCUGGAGCAGCGCAGCCUCGCCGUGUUCACCACCACCGUGUCCCCCUGCAGCGGGCAGACCUCCGCCACCUUCCUGGGCAGCUUCGAGCUGCCCGCCGGGGGGGCCUCGCCGGUGGCGGGCAAGGUGGCCGAGGUGAUGCGCUCCUUCGGCAUCCCCACCAUGAAGCUGACAUGGCUCCGCGCCGACAGCGCCUCGCUGGUGGCCGAGCGGCUGAGCGGGGCCGGCACCGCGCUCACCUCCCUCUGCCCGCUCCUCAUGGAGAUGCACUGCUUGUCCCACGGGAGCUCCCUGCUGCCGGCCGACAGCAUCAGCAGCAUCGAGUACCUCCAGAAGUACGAGACCACUGUGGAUGCUGUGUACAGGCUCUACUCCAGCUUCAGGGGGGAAGGCAAUGGUCUGCAGGAGCUGCGGAGCGUCCUGGAGCUCUGCGAGAUAGACCUUGGGAGCCCCAGAGCCGUCCACUGGACUUCGAUAUUCCCAGCUGUGGAAGCCAUUGAUUCCUCAUGGCCCACGCUGGUGCUGCUGCUGGAGAGCGAGGCGGAGAGGUCCCCCGUGGCCCACGGUCUCUGCGAAGAGCUCAAGAAGUUCCAGUUUGUGGCCUUCACCAAGAUCCUCCUGGAUGUCCUCCCCAUCUUCCAGAAACUCAGGCGCUUCUUCCAGAUCGAGGACUUUGACCUCUCCAUCCUGAAGCCCAUCGUCUCCACCACGGCCACCACCCUGCAAGCCCAGAAGAGCACCAGCGGCCAGCACCUGCAGGAGUUCCUCAACGAGAUGAAUGAGCAUCCCCGGGAUGACCGGGAGGGUGAGAGCCGCCUCUACUACAAGGGUGUGGAGCUGGCCAACUGCUCCAAGGCGCAUCUCAAGCACUUUGAGCGCCUGAAGGAGAGCUACCUGGAGAGCGUCCGGGGCAACCUGCUGGACCGCUUCCCCAGCAGCAUCCUGGAGGCCAUCAGCUCCUUCUCGGCCAUCUUCAACCCCAAGUGCUACCCCCAGUCUUUGGAGGACAUUGGCACCUAUGGGGUCAGCGAACUCAACUUCCUCCUGCAGGCUUACUCCCGGGUGGUGGUGAGUGAAAGAGCCCUGAGCGACUUCCCCCUCUUCAAGCGGAUCGUCUUCAGCCUCAGCCAGCUCUCCUUCAAGGACCUCUGUGUCAAGCUGGUCUACAGCAGCUCCGAGAUGCACGAGCUCUUCCCGGACUUUGCCGUGCUCGCAGCCAUCGCCCUGGCCCUGCCGUUGGGCUCCGUCCUGGCCGAGAAGAUCAACCGGGGCCGGGAGCUGCUGCAGCGCGGGCGGGCGCGGCGCGGGAAGGACGAGGGGCUCUCGGACCUCAUGAAGAUUGCCAUCGACGGGCCAGCCAGCAGCGAGUUCGACUUCGCCUUGGCCAUUGAGUACUACGAGAGCGCGAGGGAGCCCGGCUUCAUCGUGGCGCAGGUGAAGUGAGGGGAGCCGGGUCCCAUGGGCACUGCCUUGGUGCUGCCCUUCCCCAUCGCUGGAUGGUGACCUGCUCCGUGCUGCAAAGAGGAAACAGGAUCCUUCCUGCCGGUCCCACAUCUCCCUCAUCCCCCAAACGCCGAGUUUGAAACCUUGGAGCCACCUGAAACCCCAAACUGCUGAGGUCCAUGAGGAUUUGUCAUCCUUUUCGUUUCGGGAGAUGGAGGCAAGCCUUCUCGUGAGCUCAAAUGUCACGUUGCCUUUGCACAAUGACACCCGGCAGCUUAGACUUAAUCCUCUGCAAAACUGCCUGCUUUUUGUUGGUUUGGAGCCUGGAGAAUGAUGCAGAAAAGGCAAGAGCAGCGUUCCAGCCUGGAAUGCCUGGCGGUGCGUGUUGGCAUUCCUCGCGCACAGCACAAAGUAUUUUUAGCAGUGGCAUCAAGUCAUGAUCGUUUCAAGAGCAGGAGAUGUAGGGAAUGAUCUUGUAAUCACCGAGGAAAUAGUAACUUUGAAAUGCAUCCUUGUGUAUAUAUGUGUAUGUGUGUAUAUAUAUACAUAAAUAUAUAUAAAUAUCUAUAUUAAA
Neopsephotus bourkii (Bourke's parrot) is the source of this 2976-nucleotide messenger RNA. Its product is annotated as zinc finger protein 385C-like. Gene Ontology annotation, molecular function: zinc ion binding; nucleic acid binding. The transcript is spliced from 4 exons. Bases 90 to 2402 code for a protein of 770 amino acids. Gene Ontology annotation, cellular component: nucleus. The record is from RefSeq and is a predicted model, not a curated record. Lineage: Eukaryota; Metazoa; Chordata; Aves; Psittaciformes; Psittacidae.